This is a messenger RNA of Malaya genurostris, 969 nucleotides long. RefSeq names its product calcium and integrin-binding family member 2 (gene Cib2). Gene Ontology annotation, molecular function: calcium ion binding. The coding region runs from base 59 to 628 and encodes 189 amino acids. The transcript has 2 exons. The record is from RefSeq and is a predicted model, not a curated record. NCBI's taxonomy places the organism in Eukaryota, Metazoa, Arthropoda, Insecta, Diptera, Culicidae.
GAUAGUCGUUUUCGAUCUACCGAAGUAGAAAGGUGUUGGAUUUUAUUCGUCUUCUGAUAUGGGCAACAAGGUGGUGACUUUUACUGACCAGCAGUUGGAGGAUUAUCAGGAUUGCACGUUUUUUACGAGAAAGGAAAUUCUUCGGGUCCAUCGGAGGUUCCGUGAGACUAGCCCGGAUCUGGUGCCGAUGGUGAUGACCGAAGGUUUGGCUACUUCCAUACGGGUGCCACGGGAAAGGAUUGAAAAACUUCCGGAACUGGUAGAGAACCCGUUUAAAGUGCGGAUGUGCGAAGCGUUCUCCCGUGAUCGAGAUGGAAAUCUGUCAUUUGAAGAUUUGUUGGAUUUACUUUCGGUAUUCAGUGAACAGGCUCCGAGGGAUAUCAAGGUGUUUUAUGCAUUUAAAAUUUAUGACUACGACAACGAUGGUUUCAUCGGACAGUCGGACCUGAUGAACGUGAUCACCGCACUGACCCGCAACGAAUUAACCGUAGAGGAACAUCAACAGAUUGUGGAUAAUGUCAUUGAGGAAGCGGAUGUUGACGGGGACGGAAAACUGUCCUAUCUGGAGUUUGAACACGUGAUUACUCGGGCACCGGAUUUUAUGUCUACGUUUCAUAUUCGAAUAUAGAAAGCUGAACGUUGAACGCUGAGCGCUAUCUGGUGGAAACAAAUACGAACUUAAUUCUAAAGCGCACACAGUCCAUCUGGUGUUAUGAAUAGUGAAGCUUCGGAAAGCGGAAAGCGUCCCAUUCGAACAGUGUAGACAGAAACCAACUUUCGGAAAGGCGUUAUGUUGCGACCGGUACUGAUUGAAAACUGUUAGAAACUGUAUAUCAGUAACGGUUUUGAUUAUUUUUAUUUAUGCAGAACCAAAAUGUUAAGUUUGAAUAUUUUCAUUUAAUGGAUCUUAUGCUUCAAUUCAGUGAAGUGAAUUCAAUCUAAAAUUGACGAAAUAAACUGAACGUCUGA